This is a messenger RNA of Mangifera indica (mango), 1977 nucleotides long. Its product is annotated as MLO-like protein 1. The coding region runs from base 244 to 1704 and encodes 486 amino acids. The transcript is spliced from 13 exons. Gene Ontology annotation, cellular component: membrane. The record is from RefSeq and is a predicted model, not a curated record. Gene Ontology annotation, biological process: defense response. Lineage: Eukaryota; Viridiplantae; Streptophyta; Magnoliopsida; Sapindales; Anacardiaceae.
UGAGAGUUAGUUAGCCAGAUGGCAAGAGGAGUAUAUGCCUAUUUAGCAAAAACGAAUCACGCUUUUGUCAUUAUGUGGUCUUGAAACGAACGAACAGUUUUUCUUCUUGCUCCCGAUCUGCAAUUUGCCUUCUCCUUCCGAAUUCUUUUCUGCUUUCUUCUCACGUGUUUGUUACUUGGGCGAGCUUUAGAGGUUUAGGCUGCAUCAUAGGAACGGAAGAGACAAAGACACGGCGAGAAAGUGAUGAGUGAGGGUGGAAGUGAAGAUGAAACUUUGGAGUAUACACCUACAUGGGUGGUAGCUGGUGUGUGCACCGUCAUCGUUGCUAUUUCUCUGGGUGUUGAAAGGCUUCUUCACUUUCUUGGACAUUAUCUCAAAAGAAAACACAAGAAACCUCUUUUUGAAGCUCUUCAGAAAGUUAAAGAAGAGUUGAUGCUUUUGGGUUUUAUAUCACUAUUGUUGACGGUGUUUCAAGGGGCAAUCUCCAAAUUCUGCAUUCCUGAGGAUGUAGUGGUUUCUAUGCUUCCAUGUAAACGCCCUAAAGCUGCUUCAUCAGAGGGUGAGCAUUCUAAUGCUACAACUACAACAUCACAUUUUCAGGGGUCUACUGCAUCUUCUCCUGCUGGCACAGCUAGCCCUCUUCUGGCCAAAGAAUUUUCGGCGGGUUAUUGUUCUAAGAAGAAUAAGGUACCAUUGUUGUCAGUUGAAGCAUUGCAUCAUCUCCAUAUCUUUAUCUUUGUGCUAGCUAUAGUCCAUGUGACUUUUAGUCUUCUAACUGUUAUUUUUGGAGGAGCAAGGAUACGCCAAUGGAAGCACUGGGAGGAUUCAAUUGCUGAACAAGAGCUCAACUCAGAGGACGUUUUGAAGAUAAAAAUCACCCAUGUUCAACAACAUACUUUUAUCAGAGAGCAUUUCCUAGGAAUUGGUAAAGAUUCAGUUAUCCGGGGAUGGGUGCAUUCUUUUUUCGAGCAAUUCUAUGCAUCUGUUACCAGAUCAGACUAUGUGACACUUAGACUAGGUUUCAUCAUGACUCAUUGCAGGGGAAAUCCAAAGUUUAAUUUCCACAGAUACAUGAUGCGUGCUCUUGAAGACGAUUUUAAGAAAGUUGUUGGUGUAAGCUGGUAUCUUUGGAUAUUUGUGGUCAUAUUCUUGCUGUUGAAUGUUAAUGGUUGGCAUGCCUACUUCUGGAUAGCAUUCAUUCCUUUCAUUCUUUUACUCGCUCUGGGUACUAAGCUGAAGCAUGUCACCAUCCAAUUGGCUCAUGAGGUUGCUGAGAAACACACUGCCGUGGAAGGGGAGUUAGUGGUCCGACCAUCGGACGAUCACUUUUGGUUCAAGAAACCCCAUAUAGUCCUCAGCUUGAUCCAUUUUAUCCUAUUCCAAAAUUCCUUUGAGAUUGCGUUUUUCUUCUGGAUUUGGGUUCAAUAUGGCCUUGAAUCCUGCAUCAUGGGAAAACUUCGUUACAUUGUGCCACGUCUUGUGAUUGGGGUAUUCAUCCAGGUUCUUUGUAGUUACAGCACCCUGCCGCUUUAUGCCAUUGUCACACAGAUGGGUACUUCUUUCAAGAAGGCAAUAUUUGAUGAACAUGUGCAAGAAAGGUUAGUUGGUUGGGCUGAAAGUGUGAAGAAAAAGAAAGGAUUAAGAGCAGCCUCUGAAGAGGUGUCUACUCAGGCAAGUUCCCAUACUGAAAUUCAGUUAGAAUGAUUUAUGGGCAAUGUAGUUGCGACAGAAGAGGUUCUGCCUUCUGACGGGUCAGAAUGAUAGGCAGAGUUAUACCAUUCAAAAUGAGAUUCCACCUUUCGGCAUGUCAAAAUGAGCAGCAGGAUGAGGAUACUUUAUACCAUUCAAAAGCAAAUGUGUGCUUGAGCUAUAUAUUUGAAUUACACUAUUUUGUUUCAUCUUGAAUAUGUUAUGCUACUAAAAUGUAAUUUAAAAACUUUAAGUUUGGGAAUAAAACGUCCAUUUCUUUUCAUGAAA